This is a messenger RNA of Erigeron canadensis, 1670 nucleotides long. RefSeq names its product high affinity nitrate transporter 2.4-like. Gene Ontology annotation, biological process: cellular response to nitrate; nitrate transmembrane transport. The record is from RefSeq and is a predicted model, not a curated record. NCBI's taxonomy places the organism in Eukaryota, Viridiplantae, Streptophyta, Magnoliopsida, Asterales, Asteraceae. Gene Ontology annotation, cellular component: plasma membrane; plant-type vacuole membrane. The transcript has 3 exons. Gene Ontology annotation, molecular function: nitrate transmembrane transporter activity. The coding region runs from base 1 to 1587 and encodes 528 amino acids.
AUGCCUGAAGAGAUUGACGGAUCUACUCCGGGGAGUUCGAUGCAUGGAGUCACCGGACGGGAGCCGGUGCUCGCAUUCUCGGUGGCGUCCCCAUCCGAUCCCACCGCAAAGUUUGACCUCCCGGUGGACUCAGAACACAAAGCCAAAGUGUUCAAGCUUUUCUCUUUCGCAAAACCUCACAUGAGAACCUUCCAUCUUUCAUGGCUAUCUUUCUUCACCACUUUUGUGUCGACUUUUGCCGCGGCUCCCCUGGUCCCCAUCAUCCGGGACAACCUUAAUCUAACCAAAUCCGAUAUCGGGAACGCUGGUGUUGCUUCUGUCUCUGGCAGUAUUUUCUCAAGGCUUGUCAUGGGCGCGGUUUGUGACAUGUUGGGACCUCGCUAUGGUUGCGCUUUCCUCAUCAUGCUGUCCGCUCCGACCGUGUUUUGUAUGUCGUUUGUAGAAAACGCGAGCGGGUACGUUGCGGUUAGGUUCAUGAUCGGGUUCUCAUUGGCGACUUUUGUGUCAUGCCAGUACUGGAUGAGCACCAUGUUCAAUAGUAAGAUUAUUGGGCUGGUGAAUGGGACUGCGGCCGGAUGGGGGAACAUGGGUGGCGGUGCUACACAGCUGUUGAUGCCCGUGUUGUUCGAGAUCAUCAAGAAGGCGGGUGCCUCUCCGUUCACCGCGUGGAGGAUUGCAUUUUUUAUACCCGGAUGGCUUAAUGUUAUCAUGGGGAUUUUAGUGUUGACUCUUGGUCAAGAUCUGCCUGAUGGUAAUCUUGGUGCUCUUCAAAAAAAGGGAGAUGUUGCCAAAGACAAAUUUGGCAAGGUGUUAUGGUAUGCAGUGACGAACUAUAGGACAUGGAUCUUUGUACUCCUCUAUGGAUACUCCAUGGGUGUCGAGUUAACUAUUGACAACGUCAUUGCUGAGUACUUCUACGACAGAUUUGAUCUAAAGCUUCAUCUUGCUGGAAUUGUUGCUGCCUCUUUCGGAAUGGCAAACAUAUUGGCUCGACCAUUCGGAGGAUUCACAUCCGAUUUCAUGGCCAAAAGGUUUGGAAUGCGUGGACGCCUUUGGAACCUAUGGCUUCUUCAAACCGCGGGAGGGAUAUUCUGCCUAUGUCUUGGCUUGGUCAACUCCUUGCCUUUAGCCAUUACCUUUAUGAUCCUCUUUUCGGUGGGAGCUCAGGCAGCAUGUGGCGCCACAUUCGGCAUCAUCCCCUUCGUUUCACGACGAUCCCUCGGCAUCAUCUCGGGCAUGACAGGAGCAGGUGGGAACUUUGGGUCAGGACUAACCCAAUUAAUAUUCUUUGCAAACGCUUCAUUUUCGACAGCUAAAGGGCUGUCUUACAUGGGUAUCAUGAUCAUAUGUUGUACGCUGCCCGUGAGUUUGGUUCACUUCCCGCAAUGGGGGAGCAUGUUCUUGCCGCCUAAUAGGGACAGUGUGAAAGGUAGCGAAGAGCAUUACUAUGUUGCCGAGUGGACAGAGGAAGAGAAGGCAAAAGGGAUGCACCAAGGAAGUCUCAAAUUCGCCGAAAACAGCCGUUCGGAGCGUGGGGGAAAAGUGGCCGCGGUUUCUACGCCCAAUACAACUCCCGACCAUGUUUGAUCGAUCUCAAGUGAUGGAUCGAUUUUGUAGUUCAUUUCGGUUUUCAUCUUUUAAUAUAGUAUACAAUUAUACAUGCAAUAUGU